Molecule: messenger RNA, 1969 nt
Organism: Paraphaeosphaeria sporulosa
Lineage: Eukaryota; Fungi; Ascomycota; Dothideomycetes; Pleosporales; Didymosphaeriaceae
Product: aldehyde dehydrogenase
Exons: 6
Coding region: 186-1691 (501 amino acids)
Molecular function (GO): succinate-semialdehyde dehydrogenase (NAD+) activity
Source: RefSeq, a predicted model, not a curated record
GCAGCAUAGCGCCUUCCGAUAAAUGGACGGUCGAGCCCCUCAAAUAAAAAUAUCAGGUUACUUAACUGGCUCGUCGGCUCUCAGGCUGCACCCCAAUAGACCUGCAAGACAUCGAGAGCACAAUUCGCCCGCAGUCUCAUAGAUUUCUGAACGCUCUGGUCCCGGGAAUAGCCGCGACCAUCAAUAUGGGUUCAGCACAGAAAUAUGAGCUGCCUUUUAAGCUCAACAACCCCGAUCUCCUACACAGCCUCUCCUUCGUACAUGGAGAAUGGAAGAAGUCGAAGUCAGGAAAGACUUUCGAAGUAGUGGAUCCUGGCACUGGAAAGGCAUGGACGGAAUGCCCGACCAACGACGCCUCGGACGUAGACGAAGCUGUGCAAAGCUCACAGAGAUGUUUCGAAGAGUACAAAAAGAUCAGCCCCCGGGCACGAGCGCAGAUGCUCUUCAAGUGGGACUCGCUCAUUCGCGAAAACAAGGAAGAUAUCGCCACGAUCCUUGUGUAUGAAACGGGCAAGCCGCGCGCUGAAGCUUACGGAGAAAUCGACUAUUCAACAGGCUUUACCUGGUGGUUCGCUGGAGAGGCAGAGCGGAUUCAAGGAUCUGUCUUCACGCCAGCCUUGCCAGAUCGACGUGUUUUCACCAUUAAACAACCGCUCGGCGUCGCUGCCGCAUUGGUUCCCUGGAACUUUCCUAUUGCCAUGAUCUUGAGAAAGGCCGGAGCUGCACUUGCGGCUGGAUGCACUAUGAUUGUGAAGCCCAGUCCUGAAACGCCCAUCACUAUUCUCACGCUAGCGUACCUUGCAGAUAAAGCCGGUUUCCCAAAAGGCGCCUUGAACGUUUUGACCACAAAUCUGGACAAGACGCCAGAGCUCAGCGAGGCUCUCUGCCGACAUGAUCUGGUCAAGAAGGUCUCAUUCACAGGAAGUACCCGUGUUGGAAAGCUGGUCGCAAAGAUCUGCUCCGACAACUUGAAGAAAGUCACUCUCGAAUUGGGUGGCAAUUGUCCAGUUCUCAUCUUCGACGACGCCAACGUCGACCAGGCCAUGGGUCAAAUCUUCGCGCUGAAAUACCGUCACGCUGGUCAGGCUUGCAUCACCGCUAACCGUAUCUAUGUACAAUCCGGCAUCUUCGAUAAUUUCCUCGAGCGGUGGAAUGCCGAGAGUCAGAAGAUCGUCGUCGGUCAUGGUGCAGAUAAAGAGACCACCAUGGGUCCUGUUACAACACCCCGAGGAAUUGAAAAAGCACUGGCUCUGGUGAACGAUGCCAAGUCAAAAGGAGCGCAAAUCCACACAGGCGGGAAUAAGAUAUCUAAGAACGGGGGCUACUUCUUCGAGCCUACUGUAAUCACCGGUGUCACUCCAGACAUGGACAUUGCCAGCGAAGAGAUCUUCGCGCCAGUGUGCACCUUCCUCAAGUUCGAUACGGAAGAAGAAGCGGUCAAAGCUGCCAACAACACUAGCAUGGGCCUGGCAUCUUACUGCUUCACUAAGAACGUCGAUCGUUUGUGGAGGCUGUUCGAGAACCUUGAAGCUGGAAUGAUUGGUCUUAACACUGGCAACUCUUCAGCCGCUGAAUCACCUUUUGGUGGCAUCAAGCAGUCUGGAUAUGGGAAAGAGUCGGGCAAGGACGUCGCAGUCGCCGAAUACCUGAUUACCAAGACGGGUACUUUCACACUGGAAGGGCAGUCCUAAACUGCUGCAGCGAGAUGGACGCUAUAUCAAUAACGAAGGUAGGUGAAUGUUGAUCACGCGCUUGCGUGGGCGGGUUUCAUAACCUUUCGCUCUCGUUGCAUAAUAUUCGAGCUUCUCUUUUCCCAGGCGGUAUCGAAGUUGGCAGAAUCCGAGGCAAAUGCUCUGCUUGUAUUGUGUCUCUAAAUUUCUCCCAAGUCGAAUUUGGGUCAGUUUCCUACUGUAGCUUCACUUGCAAACGCUGCCCGUAGCCAAUGCCGCUUUUGCAUGGUCGCUCCUUC